CUAUCCAGGAUACUGAGCGUGACCAUGGGACUCCAGUUCAUCGCUCGGCAUCGUGUCCACAUAUACACACACUCACACCUGGCACAAUUUAGCGUACGAAUCCACCCCCUGGUGUGUGGGGUUUUUUUUUUUGGGGUGGUGUGAAAAACCCCCAGAGAACCUGGAGGAAACCUACAGGGAGAAUAUGCAAAACUCUGCACUGACAGUAACCUGAAGUCAGGAUAUGAAAUUAUUUGAACUUUUCGAAUCUUCCUACAAUUACAAGUCAACAAAAUAAAGCGUCAACCUCUCCAAUAACAGAAGAAGAGAUUUUAACAGUUAUGAAAACAAAAGUAAAACAGUAAAAUGUCCAGGUAGUGAUGGAUUCACAAAUGGAUUUUAUAAAGAAUUUAAUAAUUGGUUGCCGUCAAUAUUGUGUGAGGUUUUUAAUUGGAUUAUAGAUAAGGAUGAGUGGCUAUAGACGUGGAACUCCGCCGUUAUAACCGUAAUACCAAAGGAAGGGAAAGACCCCAUACAAUGUUCAUCUUAUAGACCUAGAUCUUUGUUAAAUGUAGAUCAGAAGUUCUUCACUUCUGAUCAAUAAUCACUGCUAGACUUGCUGAUAUAAUACCAACAAUAAUUAAUUCAGAUCAAACUGGAUUUGUGAAAAAUCGGGUAUUAUUUGAUAAUGUACCAGGAACACUCAGUCUUAUUGAUUAUGCAACUAAAACUAAGAAACAAAUGUUAAUUAAAACAUUAGAUGUUGAUGUUAAUUAAAAUGUUAAUUAAAAGAUUAGAUGCUGAAAAAGCAUUUGACAGGGUCUUAUGGCCCUUCAUUUUUGAAACUUGUGAAACAUAUUGUUUUAAUCAAAGGUUUAUUAAAUUAGUUAAAAAAAUAUACAAUCAACCAAAUGCAAGAGUAAGGACCAAUGGAGUUCUUUCAGAGAAAUUUGCAUUAAUGACAAGACAAGGAGAUCCCUUAUCACCUUCGAUAUUUGCUUUAUGUAUAGAGCCCUUAGCACAGAGUAUAUGAAUGAAUUCUUUAAUAAAAGGUCUUGAAAUUGAAGAUGAGGAACAUAAACAGAUGUAGAAACGUCAUUACCCUCAGUGUUAGAAGAGAGAGAGUUAUAUGGAGAUUUGUCAGGAUAUAAAUUAAAUUUGAAUAAGAAAGAAGCUGUGGAAAUAGGGGGUAAACUUCAAAAGGAUUUUAAAAAGAAAUAUGAUAUUUAUUGGAACCACACUGAGAUAAGGUACUUGGGAGUGAUAAUUCCAAAUAAUGUAGAAAAUGUAUAUAAGUGUAAUUAUGACCCUUUAGAAACUGCUAUAAGAAACUAUUUUAAAAGGUGGAAAAUAUUAUCAUUAUCUUUGUUUGAAAAAAUAUGUACUAUUAAACUUCUUAAUUUUUUUUUGUGUUGGUGGAGGGUAUUAUCAAAAAAGGAGGACAAUUAUUGGGAAAAAAUAUUGUCUUUAAAGGAAAUGUUCAUUUCUAUAAUUCGAUUGAAUGUUUUCGAAUUGAAAGUCAUGAUAAAGUAUUAACAACAACAACAAAAAACAAUAUCCUGAUUUAUCCAGGAUAUAACCUGGGAUUUUGGAGCUGUGAGGUGGGAAGUAAUCCCGGCUUGUCAGGGGAUCUUCAGUAUCGUACUCAUUUGAAAGAUGACAUAGAAGCAUGCUGGUCAAACUCUGUUUAACCAUUACACACAGCAGUAAAGCUCUUUAAAUGGCUAAAAACCUCUCCAGAAUUAAUGACUACAGGUCUGUUUCUGGUUUCAGGUCAUUCAGAUAAUCUUCAACCACAAAUAUCGCACAGAGAAAAAAAUUUAAGUAAAAAAAACCAAACAAACAAACAAAAAAACAUGAAAUCCUCCAAUAGCUGGAAGUGCAUUGCACUGAAAAGAAAAUCCUGGUUGUAUGAACACUUGAAGAAGGUUUUGGUUUCCACCUCCAAAAUCCAGUACGCUAAUGCGUAUUUUACAACUCCAAAUCCUUUUACUUUUUUAGUUUAUUCACUACUAUAAAAAUUCAAACAGACUUCUUCGUCCUCGUUGCCCACCCAGACACACAUGUUUAUGAGGUACUGAAUAGUGCACAUUAGAAUAUUACUGGUCCUCCAUUUUGAUGUACUUGGUAGAAAAACCAUGGCAGUUAUAUCAUUUUGGCAGUUGAUUAAUCAUACACAGAACCGCACAUUAUGUUAUGAGUACUAAUAGUGUAAUAAUGCACAUUAGUUCUAAUAAAGAGCAAUUAAUCAACAUAAAACAUGUAACUAAAUGAAAAUGAAAAAAAAAGGUUAAUUAUAAUUAAAUCUGCUUAUUAAUACAUGACACAAGUAAUGACUUAAACACAUACAACUUAUUACUGAGGCUACAAUAAGUCAUUUAUAACAUGGCAAAAAUAGCUCACAUCUUAGGUCAGUGUUAUUAGGGGCUAGUUUAUAACUCAGUAUAACUAAAUAUUACUGUGUUACACAUUGAAACGGUUUCAGCUAGUUUAUAUGUAAGCUUUUGGAUAAAAUCUUUUGACAUAGAAUAUGAUUUAAUUAUGAUGGUGCAGCAUUUUGACUAUAUAUGUAUAUAUAUAAAAGAACAUCUUUAUUCGCUGGCAUGUUCUGUUAGAAUUCAUAUUAUUUAUGUGAAAAGACACGACUGUAUAAUCGACCAGUUAAUCAUGGUCAGCUAUAAUUCUGAUUAUAGCCAUGAUGCAGAACAGUAAUGUCUUAAGGCGGGGGUUCUCAAAAUGUUUUACAGCCACGGAGCCCUUUAAUUAUAAAAUAAAUUCCAUGGACCCAUCAAUAUCGAUUUAUUUACAUCCAACAAUCCAAUUUUUCCAAUACAAAUCAAAUUAUUUAAAUAUGUACAAUAAUACAGAGUGUCCCAAACGUUUUCAAAUAUAGGGGACUAUGUUUGCCAGCAUCAUGUCGGUUGUGCCUUCGUCAGUGGAUGUUGGUGGACGUCCGCUUCUUGGUCGGACUGCGACACUUCCAGUCUUCUGAAUUUGUUAAUAAGUUUGGCAGUAGUGUCAUGUGUGAUGUGCUCACCACAUUUCCUGUAAAAGUCCAUCGCAAUCUUGUGACAGAUUCCUGAUCCAGCCAUGAGAAUGAUUUCAAUAUUAUAUUAUAAACUAAGUCAAUGGAAGACAUUUUGCUGAAAAAAAAAUUGUUCAUUUCUCCUGUGUAUGGAGACUUUUGGGAAACCCUGUAUUUUGGCUUUUUAUAUAGGCUAUUUAUAGAAAGCUGUUUAUUCCUGCAGUUUCCACCAUCAGAAGACAUUAGUUCCAAGUUGGCAUUAUUUAUAGCCUUAUUUGUUUUUGAAUUAUGGAGCUUUGUAUUAAACCAGCACAAUUCCAGUUUCCACUCAAAUAGGCCAAUGAGUAUAAGAAUUCAAUGAUAAAUAUAAUAGCUUUGAUAAUGGUGGUUGUGAUUUCUACCACUGAAAAAUAAACAAACAUGGACACCUUAGUCAUGCUUCACAAACCAGAUUAUGAGAAGCACUGGUUUAAGGCACAUUAGCAAUGGCUAUUUUAGACACAAGCACCAGAGCAUAGCUUUCAUUUGACUAAAAAAGAAAGUGUACUCCCUUGAAAUGGAGAACGGUUCUAUACAACCUGGAACUUAAAUUGACUUAAUUGGAUUAUAUGUCAUAAAUCUGAACAAAUAAUACUACUGCAUACAAAUUGCUUAAGUUUUCACUUCCAGUGUUCUGAAACCAUUAAAGUAGUUCUGGUGCAACCAUUUGUCAUUAAUAUUCACCUUAUCAGUUGAAUGGAGUCUACAUUCGUGCGAAAAAUAGAUAAUAGAUAUUUUUCGGUAUAAAUAUACCUGUCCCUGGAAAACCCCCGAGUUUGUUCGGGAACGUACCUAAACAAACAGAACAAGGAGUUACAGUAUCAAGAAGUUCCUUACUUAUAAACCCAUACCACACUGCACCAUUUAAUAAAUUAUUUAAACAUGGACAGACAAUUGUGAUUCUAGAGGUGGCAUCCAUUCAAAUUCACUGAACGAGUAAGGAGGGUGUUGGUCACACAAGCAACUAAUAGGCCAAGGGUGACUCUGCAGGAGCUGUAACGCUGCAAAAUGUGCAAAAGUUCAAGGGGUGUGAAUACUUAUGUAGAGCACUGUAUCAGUAGGUUACGUAACUAGAAGAAAACAUUUCCAUCUCCUUGCAAAACGGUGGCAGAAUGGUGCAGGCUUCACAUGCCACACCAGGUUUGAGGCUUGUAUUUCAGAAUAUGGGAGUGUUCGGCUGAGUAAUCGGCUCUGAGGAGGCUCUGUCACAUGACUUCCCCAGCAGCACAGAGUAAAUAGAUCAGCUGAGAGCAAGAACAGGAAAGUGAAACUUAAAGCUUGCUCUGCUUUUCUACACGCUCUGUGCAUCCUGCAUACUCUGAUAGUAUUUUUUAUAAUAUUCUAAUAUCUGACCUUUUGAAUGUAAAACAGCUAAAUCUAACAAAAAUGGCAUUUUUAACUGACAUUUUUCCUCCCUGUUUCUCUGAAAAUGAAAGUUAAGGGCCGGCUGCAGUUGGACAUUGCUUUCUGUUUCCUUUUAUCAUGAAGCACAAGAAACUUCUUAUUGGCUGUCUGUGUGCAUGACUGUGUAUUUGGUUGCUGACAAAGGUGGAGUGCUAUAAAACAAACAACCGGCAUAUUUUAUCCUCAGUUCUUAGGCUUGGACUUGUUACAGUGACUGCUCUCCUAUGGUAAGACUGAGCUUACAUUUUAUUUUUGAUGGAUCUUUAUACAUUUGGAUUUGUAAUUUUGGACUUUAUUUACCCAUUACUAAAUAUAUUUUGAACAUCAGUAAUUUUUCUUUUUUUUUCUAUGCUUUUGUUUAUUUACAGUAUCAGAUUACUCUUUUAUACUACUCAUGAGAAUCCUGAUAUUCUAAAAGAGCUUAUUUAUUGGUUUGAUUUAUCAUUAUGGGAUAAAAAGUAGCUUGUGUUCAGCUUUUAAAAGCGCUUCUCAUCAAUACGUGACUCCAAGGCAACAAAUUCAAUUGAAUCUUGUUUAGUUAUCUGCUAAGGGUGGAAAUGUAAGGGUUUGUUUUUUUUUAAUAGGAAGGAAGGUUAUUUCCUUGAAUCCUGAGAGUUGUAGUUCUGUAGUUCAGUUUAUCUUCUUUCGGUUAAUUAUGUUAUUAUUUGCAGAUGAAAAAAUGGGUAAACUCAGUAAGAAAGUCGUACGACUCCUAGAAGGUCACCCUGAAGGAAUCCCGCUCUCGAGGCUGGCUGUGUUCUACAAUCAGAAGUAUCGUCAUAACCUGACCGUGUCAGAAGUUGGCUUCUCCAACAUUUCCGAUUUCAUUGCCUCUUUGACUGAGCAUCUGGUGGUAAAGAAUGGGAUAGUUUUCCACAAGAAGCACAUAUGCCACACCCAGGACACUGGAGAGGAGGUGGAAGUGGCUCAAAGCUUCAAAGAAGACAAGGACAGAACAUCACAGGAAGUGGUGGAACUAAUUCAGGAGCACCCACAAGGCAUCCCUCUCAAGAAACUAGCCGUGUUCUACAGUUUUCGCUACAAGCGAAACCUGACUGUUUCAAACCUAGGCUUUGAUUCAAUCGCCAGUUUCGUCGAGUCUCUGUCGAAGGAUUUGCUGGUGGAAAAUGAGAGCGUCUUCCACAAGUUGCACAGGCUUACUCCUGCGGCACCAGCACCAUUGAAUGAAACUCCUCCUGCAAUCAAGAACAGCUCUGGAAUAUGCUUUGGUGCUGCGUCAGUGCAAAACAAAGGUGAGAUGACCCAAGAGGAGCUGCUUGAGAAGGUUAAGGAGGUUAUCAGAAUCUACCCAGCUGCUGCAACCUCCAUUACACAGCUGACGAAUGGCUACUUCCUACUUUUUGGGUCUAUACUGCCACUGGGGCUGUAUAUGUCACUGUACGACAAUCAGACCAGCACACAGCAGGCAACUUUUGGCCAAGCACAGGUUAUUGCACAACAGGAAGAAGGAAGCCCUGCUACACCAGUAAAGAGGCUCACUACACCUUCUGCGAGCCCGCAGCGUGCUCCAGUCACACACCGGGUGGCUGAAGAUGUGGUACGUUCCAAGAGCGACUCUCCUGUGUGGCGGGUCACUGCUACUCCACCUCCUGCAGAUUCUAGUCUCACAACGUUGAUUGACUUCCCACCCCUCGGAACCAGACCCUCCCGAGCUGAGGAGAGGAAAGUAAGAGUUGGCCAGGAGGGAAGCAGCCUGGUGUUCCGUAAUGCCCACUAUGCCCAGCUGAGAGAGGUGCACGGAGCUAACAUUCGUGCAGCAGAGGCCUUAGAGGUGGCAAACGAGAAGAAAGAGACUGUGAAUAGGCGCAAGAACAAGCCGAGUCCAGACGACGUGAACGUCCUCGCUGAGGACACCAUCCGAGACAUCGCGUCUGAUGGGGAACACGUCACAAUAGAGAAGGUGAUAGACAAAGUGUGCAUGCUUUUGCAAGUGCCGUCCUUGAACGCAGUGGGAAUCAGAUCUAAUUGGCACCUGCCUGCUAUAAAGGAACUCGAGCGCACCGUUAAAGAGAUCAACCUCUUCAUUCAGUCGAUAGAGGUGACCUGUUCCAUGUGCACUCUCUAUGAGCUGGGUCAGGGUAUUGCUGGCAUGAAGAACAAGAAGCGAUUUGAAGAGCUCCACCUAGGCCCGCUCUGUAAAAUCCCGCUUGUUCAUCGGCUGUUCACAAUAGACAGCAACACCAAAGAUGAUGAUAUACACCAGAUCGAGACUGUGGAUCUUCUUAGGAGUCUUCGUAACUUCAGGAAAAAGCACAGCAAGCAGAAGGUAGACCUUGCCGAGUUCAUGCAGUACCUUGCAGAUCAGUACGGCUGUGAUUCACCAUAUGCACUUGGAGUCCGGAUCCAGAGUGUUGGGCUGCCCAUUUCGACAUUGUCGAAGGCAUAUUUGUAUGAGAACGCUUGCUUGGAGAGAGCCAGAGAGGCCAUUCAGAAGGAGAUCGAGGAGGAGGUAGCGAGCAGGCUAUGGAAGAUUAAAAAGAGUUUACUGGAGCCGGCACAGGGAAUGCCGCUCUACUCGUCCUCUGGCAGCCUGGAGCUCAGGAAGAAAUAUGCGAGCUUGACCGCUGCCGAGGCCGUCCUUGAGAUCUUCACUAACUCCGAGGGCAUCUUUAAUGAAAGGAUGACCAAGCGAGUUAAGGACUUCCUCGUGUACGUAUCGGGAGACAGGCUGGCUCGGACCUUGUUUCAGCUGGCUAUCUGCGGCGGCUCCCUGGCCAUCCCGAAUGACCUAGCUCAGAAGGAGAAACCCCAAAAACACGUCAAGGAACAGAAAGCAUCUGAGAAGAAGGCAACCGAGAUGCCCCCCACCGAAGAUGCUGUGAAGCAGUACUUCCAGGUCUGUGUAUCCAGCUUCAUGGGUACGGUGACUCUGCCAUACCUCAGGCGACUGGAGAAGAAACUGGCAGAGCAUUUCAAGUUCAGGGAGUUUGGCCAGCUACAGCAGGGCUCCUUCCUUGAGUUCCUGGACAAAAACAUGCAGAUUCUACAGGAUGCUGCAGGGGGCACUAUAGCUAUUGGAAACCAUGAUAUUCGAGUGAACGGCUUCAGACCCAGCCAGCAAGAUGUGUAUGAGUUUAUUAAGCAAUGUGGAGAAGCAGAUCCUUCACGACUGCCAUUUAUCGAGGCUGCACUCAGGAGUCACUACAGGGUUCAGGACAGUCGAGAGCUGGGCUACGGAAAACUUCGCACACUGGUAGACUUCGCCAAGCGCCAGAAGGAGCUGUGUGACGGGGCCAGUUCCAGUGUUGUGCGCUAUGAAUGCCCUCUGCUCCAUAAAGAGCCAGAGGACAUGCUGGUGGAGACGGUGGGCUUGCUGGGGGACGUGAGCCGGGAGCAGGCAAUAGCGAGUCUCCUCUCUGCUCCACUGCUGGAGGACUUGGCUGAAUGGAGCCAGUGGGAGCUGGUCUUUCAGCCCAAUCAUGGACCACUCAAACACUUCAUUGACAAAUACUGCAGUAACACAGACCUGCUGGCUUUGGAGGUGUCUCCUGGAGAGCUGUUGAGGAUCACCUCGAUCACUGGUGAUAAAUUCUUCUCUGAAGCCACCCAGGCCCUUAACCCUGCAGGCACCGCCGGUCACCUGGUGUCCAUCGUGGUGGCUGAUGGGAUUUCAAACACCCCCACAGCAUUGCUGGCCAAUCACAUGGAGAGUUCUCUAGCAGCAGCAGCCGCCAGAGAAGAUCCGUCCCUCGGCGAAGACGGAUGCUCCUUCAUCACCGUGGCCAAGUUCGUGCUCGAGUGUGUAACUCGGAUGCCUACACGAAUCUGCAGGGAGCUGCUGCAACAGGUGUUUCUGGAGCCGCUGUCUCGAGUGCUAGGCCAGGCCAGGUCUAAAACUGUCCUCCUGGACACAGCCAAGUCGGAGACAAGGUACCUCAACAAGCUCCAUCAGCUGGGCAUCCUGCUGGGCAUCACUGAGUGGGUGAAGGACUUCCACACCAAACUCGUCUUACCCCCGACACCUGAGGUGCCCUCACAGAACCUGCCAGCUGACUCUAUGAGUGACGUGUCCUCUGUGUUGAGUCUGGCUGACGGUGAGGAUUUGUUGGAAGACUCUGUGCUCAGCUCUUUCUCCACUCCCAAAGCCUUUCAGCAGGAUAUUAAUGGCAGCACCAGGGACGAUGCCGAGGAUGACGCAGAUGAUGAAGAUCUCUUUGAGCUGGCAUCAGAGAAGAACGAGGAGGUAAACAGCAGCGUUGACAGCAGAGAGGAGGAUGAGGAGGCCGAAGGUGUAGAAGAGCCUCCUGAAGCACAGUCGGACGCGGACGACCCUGUUAGUGAGCAGCUCAGCCAGCAGAGGGCCAUCGUCGAGGACAUCAGGAAAAAUGAGUUUGGUGUGGGAGUGGAGCUGAAUGAAGCAGGUCAGAACCUGAUGAAGAAGCAACAGGCGAGGCUCGGCCGCAGUCUUGAACGCCUCUCCACUGAACUCUACAGCAAAGACACACACUUUGUUCUGGAGCUCAUUCAGAAUGCUGACGAUAACAGCUACGCACUAGAUAGAAAGGAGGAUCCCGCUUUGGCCUUCGUAGUGCAGAAAGACUGCAUCACCAUUUUAAACAACGAGUGCGGCUUCGAGGAGAAGAACAUGCGAGCUAUCUGUGACGUGGGGAAGAGCACUAAGGGAAGACAUACUUGUGGAUACAUAGGGCAGAAAGGCAUUGGCUUUAAAUCGGUUUUUAAAGUCACAGACUGUCCUGAGAUCCACUCCAACGACUUCCAUAUCAAAUUUGACAAGGCCAGCGGCCCCAUGGGAUACAUCCUGCCUCACUGGGUGGAGGAGGAGAGGCCCGUGCCCUCUGUUGCCAAGGAGAUAGCUGAGAAAAGCUGGACCACAAAGAUCUUCCUGCCUCUUCGAUCAGAGAGCUACCAGACCAAAAACCUUUUCCACGACGUGCACCCAUCUCUCCUGCUCUUCCUCCACCGUCUCCGCUCCAUCUCUAUCUACAGUGAGGCUGAGAAGAGAGUGGUGUCCAUGACGAGACGAGAUCUGAGUAACAACAUGCUGGAGGUGGAGCACACGGGUGGUGUGGAGCGCUGGCUGGUCAUCAAGAAAGUACUCUGUCCUAAGAUGAUUAAGGUGGAUGUGGAAUCUACAGAGCUAGCUCUUGCCUUCCAGCUCAGUAAUGGCUCUGAGGGUGACAUGAAGGUUCAGCCUCGGCAGCAGCCCGUCUUCGCCUUCCUGCCCCUGCGAAGCUUCGGCUUCCGCUUCAUCGUCCAAGGAGAUUUUGACAUUCCUUCUUCUAGAGAGGAUGUUGAUAGAGACAGUUCCUGGAAUCAGUGGCUCCGGUCUGAAAUCCCCCAACUCUUCCUGCAAGCCAUGGAUGUUUUCAGUAGUCACCCCGAGUUUAAUGGGCUGCAGGGACUCUGCCAAUUCUUGCAGUAUAUCCCCCAGCCUAGUGAAAUCCUGGACUUUUUCAACCCUGUGGCCAAACAGAUCAUCCAGCUGCUGAAGGGGAAACCCUGCCUUCCAGCCAAGAUGGACAGCAAGGGUAGAGUGGAAUUCAAGCUACCUUCACAGGUGGCUGUGUGCCAGGACCCGCUGUUCCAGGACGUGAUCGGAGGAGAGGAGCUGUGUAGGCACCUGAACCUGUCAUACCUUCACCCUGCACUGCAGUCAUCACUGUCAUCUUCUCUUCUCACUGCUCUGGGUGUCCAGCGGCUGAAGGCUCCUAACAUCACCACCGUCAUCUGUGCAAUGGCCAAGAGUCUCGCACAAGAGGGUGAUAUUCACUCAGAUGCCAGUCUGAAAAAGCUGGCCAAGCUGCUGGCGUGUAAUUUCCGUGCUCUGGAAUCCGAAUACAACGAGGUGGAUAACCUCCUUCAGGCCCUCCGAGAUGUUCCCAUGAUCCCUCUGGCAGAUGGCCGUGUGGUGGCUCUCAGCACAGAGGGUGUUUUCUUUCCUCUCAGUGAGGAGACUCACAAAGGCCUGGAUGCUCUGUACAAGGACCUGAGCAUCGUGGAGCCGCGGCUGCUGGCGUGUCUGGAUAAGUUGGGUAACUCUCAGGUGCGCGAGCUGCUCUGUAGGCUGCAGGUUCAUGAGCUGGAGCCCAAAGUGGUGCUGCAGAAGCACAUCUACCCCAUACUGAAGAAUGCUGCUUGGAAGGAAAAGUCGAAGGACAUCACUGUCAGCUACCUGGUGUUUAUCAAAGAGCAUUCGCAGGAGCAAGACUACAGAGUGCUAAGGGAAGCUAUCCCCGUACUCACCAACAAGGGUUUCCUCUGCCCCGGACAGAGCAAAGUGCAGUUCUCUGAAGAUUACGGGAACAUCGACCUACCCAACAAACUGCCUGGUGUGGACUGGGUGCUGCUGGAUUCAUGCUACCUACGUGAUGGAGAUCUAUCAGGAUGGAGGGAUUUCUUAACUGACCUCGGAGUGAGGGAUCUUCUCAUUUUUAGGAAAGAGAGACGCACCCUAAGAGACACAGAGCUGGCAUCGAGCCCAUGGGCAGCGGAGGCAGAGCUGUGGCCCAAAACUGCAGAUAGACUGUAUGUCGUAGAGGAUCAGCAGUGUGAAGAGCUUUACUCACUCAUAACGGCAGAUCAGCUUCCCCAUAAUAUCCAACUGCAGCAAAGACGAGCUCUGAUCACCCUGCUGGAGAACAACUGGGACACGGGAGAGAAGUAUGCUCAGUACCUCAGUGCUCAAGUGCUGGACAGCCAGGGCGGCACCCUAAGAGAUGUCAAGUCCUCGUUUUACUACCACCUCACCCAGUUGGCAUGGGUGCCUGCCUGCAAGCCCACACAGGACGGGAGAGGCAUCAUAGAGUAUUUGAUUCCAAACAAGGUGUAUCUCUCUUCUGAGAAAGUGCACAGUCUCUUGGGCUCCCACGUCUAUUACGUCAAUCUGGAUCCCAGCGAAUUCUCCAGAGCUGUAGGGAUGAAACACACUGUUCAGGUGGAUGAGAUGGUCAACUACCUGAAGCGCUGGUGUACGAAGGAGUCUGAUGGUAACGAGGUCGAAGGAGCCGAUUUCACCACCACCGUGCAGCACAUCCACUCUGUGUACCGCUACUUGCAAGCAGAGUGCUCCUUCGCACAGCUUCGAGAGCUCUUCCAGCACUCACCCGCUGUCUUCAUAGAGUAUGAAAGGAAGGACGAGUGGUCCUCAGGACGCUUCUACCAUCUCAAGGACGUGUGCUGGCGAGAUCCAACAGAAAUGUUUGUCAGAUAUAAGGAGCUGAUCCGCAAGCCAGACAGCGGGGUCCAGGAACCUAAAGUACUGGCUCCAUUUUAUAGCAAAUUGCCGGAAAUGCAAGAACUGUUUAAGUCUUUGAAUGUGGAGCCGUGUCCAUCCAUGAAGCAGUAUGUGGACCUUUUGGAGGUUGUAUGUGAAUCAUCGACACCCACAGGAGAGGUUCUUCAGGAUAUCUCCAUCUUUUUUGCCAGACUGGCCGAAAAAUGUAAAAAACCUACGCACACGGAGCAAGAGCAAGGUAUCGAAUUGAACCAGCACUACUGCAAAACGCUGAAAGAUAUGGUGUCUUGUAUGAAGGUGUUUCCUACCAAGAAACAGGGUUGGGUCACACUGGCCCGGAAACCUAUGAUAGCAGACAACCCAAGCCUGGAGAAGAUCUUCAAAUCUUACACAGAAGUUUGCCUACUCAACCUGCCCUCGCCUCAGAAGAAAGCAGCCAACAGACAAGCGAAACCAAAAGGCAAGCAACACGAGGAGAAGCUGGCCUUCAAUGAGAGAGACCGAGAGCUGUUCCUGGAGAUCUGUGGUGUGAAGAAACUCUCCCAGUGUGUCACCACUGAACCCCAGACGGAGAACUACAGGCCGUGUCCAGCUAUGCAGAACCUGGUGCGUGACCUCAUCCCGUACAUCCAGAGGUUCAUCUACCACCACGAUGAGCUCGGAGAAAUCUACGAAGACCUGAAAGAGAGUGGAAUUGCCCAGGAGAUCAAGUCACUGAGCUUCGGUCAGGUGGGAAAGCUGUACAUUUAUUACCGUCUGGAAAGGCCAGAUGAGAUCCCCAUUGUAGAGAGCGAGGACAUCAUCUGUCUUCUGAAAGACCGGAAAGAGUUGUACGUUCAGAAGGACCAUCUGUCAUCCAAAAUGGCCAUCUGCAGAGAGCUGGUGAAACUGUUCACCACUGAGAAGAGCUUCGUGGAGGAACUGAAACACUUUCUCGAGGAACUUGUUAUCCGCAUCAAUGAUACGGAUUCUUUGAAAAAAUUACUGGAUAGUAAAGACAUUCAGGAGCUUCCUCGGGAUGAAGAGCGAUGGGAGGUUCCGGCACCGCUGGAGACACCUGAACCCAAGAAGCUUUUUCCCAUCAGCUCAUCAGGAACUCUGAGUGCACAAGACAUGGAGAUGAACACAGAGGAGGAUGAGGAGGAUAAGCUGCACUGCUGGCCUCCCAAAGCAUCGAUCAACAAAACAGGAAGCAGAAGCACAGGAAAACCAAGCCAGGCAGUGGAGGCAGUAAUGAAGAUGUGGCCUCCUCCAGCACCUCUAACCUCUUCAGCUCCUCCUGUUUCUCCUGCAUCUUCUGCUCAUUGGGGCUCUGGAGCUGAAAGGAGCUCUUCCAGUACAAAUGCUCAGGAAAAUACAACAGAACUCAAGCAACACCGAGAGCCAGGCGCUCCAAGUAUUCAGGGAAUUCAGGGACCCAGGUCAAGUGGUAGCUUCCCACACGCAGAAGAACAAACUCCCAAAGCUGCUGUGCUGGUGGUCCAUGGUGUUGAUGCUCCUAAUGAAGCCCAUGUUGGGUCCAGUGUGGCUCCUGGCGAGCAAGCUGAGGCCGGCGUAGACAAGCUAGAGAGCAACAGCACUGCAUCUACAGCAGGAGAACAACAACAACCCACACCGGGUUCAGAACAGGUUCAUAAGCCAGUCCAGCCUCCAGAAGUCAUUGCAAGCCAGUUCCAGGGAAGCGUUAUUCACCGUCCACCCAUACCGCUGGAGAACGCAGUAUGGACCAAACCGACAGUCGCAGAAGCAGUGCUGGAGGACCUCGCCCUAGACUUCAGUUUGCCCAACUCCCUGCUGGUAUUAAACGGUUAUGAGGACAACGAUGAUAUCGGGAGAUGGGGAGAGCAGCUGGUCUACUCGUUUCUCAACCGCUGGCGAGAAAGCGGAGAAGGACCACGAGAGAUCACCUGGUCCAACGCCAACGGUGAGAGCGGCCAGCCGUACGAUUUCAAACUGAUCUUCCCAAGUGGCUGUAACACCACGCAAGAGGUGUUUGUGGAAGUCAAGACAACAGUCAAGCAGGAGAAGCACUUUAUUCACCUGUCAGCCAACGAGCUCAACUUUGCACUGAAAGAGAAGGAAAAGUAUCACAUAUACAGAGUGUACGGCGCCGGAGAUUCACAACUUACCCGUCUCUGUCGGAUCAAGAACCUUGCCCAGCAUCUGCAUUCCAAAGCACUGGAGUUGUUUUUAUUUGUGUAGAGUGAAAUUAUUUAUUCACACCUUUUGAUCAGUUUUAUUGUAAAAGUGUCGUUUUAUUUUGCACUAGUGACUUUUUAUGCACUUUAAUGUCACGUUGGUCCACAAUUUACGUAGUUUUAAAAUGACUAUAAGAUCUUUUAGCUAUUUUAUACCUCUCUGUCUUGUGUUCUUGGAAAUCUAGUCCUUUAUAUGUUUUAUAAUUUAAAAUGAUAAAUUAAUACACACGUUUUAUUUUUCAGGUUGUUAGUUAAUGUAUGUCAAUUUGUUCUUUAUUUAGAAAUAUUAAACCAGAAAUUAUACAUUCAUUCAUUAUUCAUUAAUCGUUAUCCAUUAAUCAUUAUAAAGCCAGACUGUACUGACUGUUGUGAGUGUCUUAAUUAAAUUUUACACCAUAUUGGAACGUUG
Messenger RNA from Ictalurus furcatus (blue catfish), 14270 nucleotides. RefSeq lists its product as uncharacterized. The record is from RefSeq and is a predicted model, not a curated record. Lineage: Eukaryota; Metazoa; Chordata; Actinopteri; Siluriformes; Ictaluridae. Bases 5103 to 13865 code for a protein of 2920 amino acids. The transcript is spliced from 45 exons.